Procambarus clarkii (red swamp crayfish) is the source of this 2446-nucleotide messenger RNA. RefSeq names its product SH3 domain binding glutamate rich protein Sh3beta (gene Sh3beta). Lineage: Eukaryota; Metazoa; Arthropoda; Malacostraca; Decapoda; Cambaridae. Gene Ontology annotation, cellular component: cytoplasm. The record is from RefSeq and is a predicted model, not a curated record.
UAACUCUAGAAGCCUCAGAUCAGUCUGCAAGUAGUAAGGGUGGUGUGAGGUAGUGCAGUGCUCAGCUCUCUCUGGUGUUUCAGUGGUACCGUAUCUUGUUAAUCGCAGACAUGGUCAUCAAAGUCUACGUCUCCACCAUCUCCUUCAGUCAGGAGGUUAAAAAAAACCAACAGCGAGCUGUUAUGAUCCUGGAGAGCAAGAACAUACCUUUCAUCACCAUCGACAUCACCGACCCAGGCCAGGAAGACGCCAAAGAUUACAUGAAUGAAAAUGCUAAGCCAAAAGGAAACAACAGGGUCCCCAUGACACCACAAAUUUUCAACGAGGCCGACUAUUGUGGAGACUUUGAUGACUUGGAUAUGGCAAAUGAAACUGAUUCACUUGGAGAGUUCUUAAAACUGACAGAGGAAGAGAAAAAGGGUAUCAAGAUUGGCAUUACUGGUAUCCUCCCUGAAGACAGAGCGAAGGCAAAGAAACAGAGUGAGACACCACAGUUGACCAAUGGCGUUUCUGCCAGUCGAGAGAAUGAAGACGAGGCUCAUGUUGAAGCCACAACUGACGCAACAGACGUAUCGGCAGAAGUCACAGACGAAGGACUGACAGAUGCUGUAGAAGACAAAAUAGACACAGAAGCACAAGAUGGGGAGAUAGAAACAAUGGUAGAAGAGGGUGAGGAAGUGGUAGAUGAAGAGAUAGGAGGAGCAGGAGAGAGACAAGCCAAUGAGGGUGAGGAUGCUGGAGUACCAGUAAAAGAGGAGGAAGCAGAAGGACCUGGAGGAGUUUGGGAUGAUGAUGCAGUAGCAGACAUUAAUGAAGCUGACACUGAAGGUGGGAAAGAAAACCUGACCAAAGUACAAACGGAAGAAGUCGAAGCUGAAGCAUAAGAUGUAAAUUGGAUACGGGAUCCUUGAAGAAACCAAACACUUUCGAGAACCAGUGAUCACGUGAAGAUUCUGCAAGGGGGUUCAUGGCAAUCCAGUGGUACUGUAUUUAGAAGCUUGGAAGAAGUUCAGCCAGUGAGACGACCUGAUUGCAUUGUAAUGCCCAACUUUCUAAAUACAUAUAUAUAUAUAUGUGAACUUUCAGUUACAUUAUAUGGUGGUUAGUUUCACUACUUAAAUUAAAUACUGUACUAAAUAGCUGGUGGCUUGGGUUAGGUUACUACUUAAAUCAGUCUGGAACUCCCAAGUUAGCCUCACUCAAGAGGAUUGUCAGAUACCACUGUCUAUAAUUGCUCACAACCUAUUCAUUUAACAAUGAGGCUGAUUCCCACUUCAUGUGCUGAAAAAAAGAACUUCUCCAUUAGUUUACAUUCACCAGCCUAUUUCACCUUGUUCCUAAUUAGCUUCAUUGUUAUUUCCCCCAAUGCUUCAGCACCUUCAUCUCUGAAGCAGCGCACAAUAUUAUCGGUUAUGUAUCAUCUAUUCAGGACACUUAAUUUUUGUUUGCGUUUCAAUUCUUUAUUUCAUUGAUGCAAUAUCAGCAAGAAAAAAAGAAAAAUGUAAAUUGUACAUGUCACAAAUUAGAGUAUAACUACUCAUUUCUACUAGAAAGAUGUAUUUCAUGAGUUUUGCUCUCUGUGCAUCAGUAUUAGUAUCACACUUAGCUUUAGUUCCUCACAAAUUGCAUCAACUUAUUAAUAUAACUUAACUGUACAGUAUUAAAAAGAAUAAAUUCUGCAAAAAAAAAAAAAAAAAGCCAUACUGCAUAUCAUGUAUUGUAAUUUAAGUGAUACCACUAUUCCUUGGGGUAAAUGUUAGCAACAAAGAAAUUUUCCAAUAUGUAUUAAACUGUGUAAUGCUCUGACACGACAGUAUACCUUAUAACAUGCACGUAAAACACUCCUUAAGUAUGUAAUAAAAGGUGUUUUAUGAAGUGUAAUAUACUGGAGUAUAUAUAUAUAAAUCCUGUGUGGUGUGACAGUCAUGUAAAGAGCAAUAACUGGUGACCUUCAAUUGCCUCAUGUUUAAUCUUUAUCAUAUGGUCAUUUACUCAUUAGCAAAUAUCAUACAAGUAAUUGUUAUUCACAUUACUGAAGGAAGUGUGUAACAAAUAAUGCUCCUCUUUUUUGUUUCGUAAGCUGGAGAAUAUUUCUCACUUUUGGUGCGCAAGAAACUGGUUGAAGUUCAUUCUUCGAUAUAUGGUUACUUGUUAUCAUUGUUUCUUCCUUUUUUCAGUUCUCUUUGCUCCCAUACCCAGUGGUCUGAUUGGACAAAUCAAACAAUUGGACAUUGGACUCUUAUUGGACAAAGUAUCACAUUUUUGUUUUCAAUUGACUUAUGGGAGGGAAGAUAAUAAUUUUUGAAUGCAAGUGACUCGAAUGUUGUUCUGUCCAAACUGAAGUGAUCCCUAAGCUUUUGUAAAGAGAAAAGAAAAAGUUUAGGAAUCUUGCAAACUGAGAAAAUGGAUGUACCUGUUUUACUUUAUAAAUAAAGCUGAAAAUUUU